UCACCGAGCUCCCACUUGGAGAAGUUUUUUGUAACGCCAGAAGAAAUAUAUGCCACAGCUACAGGACCUUUCAGCGCACAGCUCCACAUGAACAAGAGAAGAAGAUUGCAGAUUUUUCACCUUGAAAGAUCAGCCGUCAACACUAUGCGGUGAGAUUUCUAAGAUCAAAUUUCUCUGACAUCGCUGUUUAUCAACAUCGCUCACUAUGUGUGUGACCGAUAGAUUUAUUUCUUCCCCAGAAAACUAUUAAAGAGUGUUGUAUCCUUGAAAUUUGAUUGCCAUGGCAGCUGCUGACUUCAUGUCUGUCUUCGAUUACUUGAAUGAGCAGAAUAUUACAUUAGCAAACCAAACCUGGAUCACUUGCGUAAAUGACUCUGACUGUUUGACCUGGGAGAUUUAUAAUUGUCUACAAGAUAUCAGUAAGAAGGCCAUCCUGCAUACGAUAUCGUUCUUUUACAUCCUGAUUUUUAUCAUUGGUUUGGUGGCCAACAUCGUUGUGGUGUAUGUGAAUGUGAAGACGAAUCGUUCAAGACAUGAGACACACUUCUACAUCCUGAACCUGGCCAUUGCAGACUUGUGUGUGGUAAUCACCCUUCCUAUCUGGGUCACAUCUUUCCUUCAGCAUGGUACUUGGCCCUUUGGAGAGUUCAUGUGCAAAUUUGUUCACCUCAUCUUCACUGUCAACCAGUUUGGGGGUAUCUUCUUCUUGACAUGCAUGAGCGUGGACAGAUAUGUCUCAGUCACGAGGCUCCAAGAUUCUAUGGACCGAAAGAAAGCGUGGACCCGUAAAGUAAUCUGUAUGUUGAUUUGGAUGUUUGCCUUUCUGGUGUCCGUUCCAGAUCUAAUUUUCUUGAAAGUGAAUAGCCACCAUGGGGAUCAACCUAUCUGUCAUCUGUCUUACCCUGAGGAAAACUUCAGACAAUGGAUGGCGGGGAUGGAAAUGUUCUGCAUCCUGAUAGGAUUUAUUUUCCCUUUCCUCAUUAUUGCAGUUUUCUAUUUCCUCCUAGCUACAGCCAUCCCAAUCACAAACGACCCGGAGAGGAAAAAUUGCCGGAAGAUAAUAUUUGCCUAUGUCAUUGUUUUCCUUAUCUGCUGGUUUCCUUAUCACUCUGUUCUGUUUCUUGAUGUUUUGUGGUUCCUAAACCUUUUAUCUUUCAGUUGUCAACUAGAAAAGUUCAUAAUCGUUGCUCUAAACAUCACUCAGUGUCUAUCUUUGAUGCAUUGCUGUGUCAACCCUGUCCUCUACAGCUUCAUCAACAAAAACUAUCGAUAUGAUCUUAUGAAAGCUUUUAUUGUCAAAUACUCUGUCAAAUCUGGCAUCAUGAAACUUAAGGACACAACUGAAACAGAGUGUUGCAUACUAGAAUGCCCUUAAUGUAACACUCCAUUUUAGAUCAGAUAUUUCCUUUCAAAGACUCAACUUCGCUAUUAUGACAAUUCUACUGAAUGAUUCAAUUGGGCAGAAAGAUUUGAAAUGCUGAUUAGAUAUUUCCAGGAACGCUGGACAAGAUUCUAAUUGAGGGAGUUUAUGAAUGCAAGUAUACUCUUAGCAGAUUUUAUACAGCCAAUUAACCUUCAAUUUCACAAAUAAACCACAUGUAUUGCGUAGUAGAAACAAGGAACUGCAGCUGCUGGUUAAUACACAAAAGGACACAAAGUGCUGGAGUAAUUCAGCAGAUUAGGCCGCAUCUCUGGAGAACAUGGAUAGAUGAUAUUUCGGGUU
Messenger RNA from Amblyraja radiata (thorny skate), 1723 nucleotides. Its product is annotated as atypical chemokine receptor 3. Gene Ontology annotation, molecular function: coreceptor activity; G protein-coupled receptor activity; chemokine binding. The transcript has 3 exons. The coding region runs from base 281 to 1375 and encodes 364 amino acids. Gene Ontology annotation, cellular component: membrane. NCBI's taxonomy places the organism in Eukaryota, Metazoa, Chordata, Chondrichthyes, Rajiformes, Rajidae. The record is from RefSeq and is a predicted model, not a curated record. Gene Ontology annotation, biological process: angiogenesis; G protein-coupled receptor signaling pathway; vasculogenesis.